AUGCUGCUUACUUUGGCUGUGGGUCUCGUCUGCGUGGCUGGUCUCAACGCCGAAAAACUGAAGGAAGUGGAAGUGGAGAUUCUCGGCGUACCUUGCAGGAAGUUUGUGCAGAAGGGUGAUUAUGUGCACGUCUUCUACGUGGGCAGGCUGUACGAGAGUAAGAAGCAGUUUGAUUCGAAUGUGGGUGGCGAACCAAUUCGGAUAACCGUGGGAGGUGGUCAGGUCAUUGCCGGAUGGGAGGAGGGUCUCGUUGGUACGUGUGAAGGUGAACGUCGCCGCCUCCGCAUUCCCAGUUCAAUGGGCUACGGUGCAAGGGGCUACGGUGACCUCAUUCCACCCGACUCCGACCUGGAAUUCGACAUCGAAGUGGUUCGUAUCGACAAGAGGAAGGAGGAGUUUUGA
Messenger RNA from Hydatigera taeniaeformis, 402 nucleotides. NCBI's taxonomy places the organism in Eukaryota, Metazoa, Platyhelminthes, Cestoda, Cyclophyllidea, Taeniidae. The record is from the annotation of a GenBank genome assembly.